Messenger RNA from Chelonoidis abingdonii (Abingdon island giant tortoise), 2904 nucleotides. It is a transcript of the gene C7H5orf24, whose product is annotated as chromosome 7 C5orf24 homolog. The record is from RefSeq and is a predicted model, not a curated record. NCBI's taxonomy places the organism in Eukaryota, Metazoa, Chordata, Testudines, Testudinidae.
UGCAGCCACCCGGCCGGGCUCGGUCGCUGUGGCUGGGGAGGGGCCGCCGCCGGCCUCGUCCGCCCGGGCCUCUCCGACACCCCGAGCCGAGGAGGGGAGGCGCCGCGGUCCGGGGAGCCCUGCGGACUCCCCCCUUUUGCGAGAACUCUGAAACACUCUCUCUGAUCUGUGCUUUGCUCCUCAUGUGUCAAUUCUGAUAUCGUCAAUUAUAGACAGGAGAAUUUGCAGAACCCUCAAUCAUGCAUUAAGUGUCAUGAGAAGUCUCAGGCAAUUCUAUAAUGUAAACUAUAUUGAAGAGUCGAAAGAGAGAAAAAUGAUGCAUCCUGUUGCCAGCAGUAAUACAGCUUUCUGUGGGACUGGCAAGAGUUCUUGCCUUAACGAAGACAACGUGAGAUCCACUGAUCAGUUUGACUUAUAUUCUACACAGCAAAGCAAAUACAGCCACACAGUCAGCCACAAACCAAUUGCAUGCCAGAGACAAGACACGUUAAAUGAAACACACCUGCAGGCCACAAGUGGCAGGAAUAUAGAGACAAAAGAUGAACUAAAGAAAAAGAAAAACCUCAACCGAUCUGGUAAACGUGGAAGGCCAUCGGGGACCACAAAAUCAGCGGGGUACCGAACCAGCACAGGUCGACCUCUUGGGACCACCAAAGCAGCUGGAUUUAAAACAAGUCCAGGCAGACCCUUGGGUACAACUAAAGCUGCAGGAUACAAAGUCAGCCCAGGCAGACCUCCAGGAAAAAAGCAGCAAGCCUUCAGGUGUUCCAGUGAUGCCUAACACAUAAUGAGCUGGACUUUAUGAUGUACUUUACAAUAGGAUAUGUGUUAUAUUGGCUGUUUUAUCAGAUGAUUUUUCAACAAAAGGCUGAAACUCCUGAACUCUUCCUGGAAAGCAGUCUUCUUCAGCUGAAUGUAAUAACUACAGGAGAGUCACACAUCGCUGGCAAGGAACACUUUGCAUGUCACCAAUGUACCUUCGAAUAAUGCCACUUACCUCCUUCUGUUUAUCUUGUUCACCCGUUUCGUUUCUCACUUGUGCAUCUACUCAAUGGUGCUGUGCCGUGUGUCAGGAGAUAAUGCAGAUGUAUUAUUGUUCUACUAGAAUAAUGAAUUUUGUAUUCAAGUAUGUGGAUGAAAUAAUGAAAUCAUCUAAACAAUUUAUAUUCAUUAUAGUGUUUAUUAAUAUCAGAUGAAAUAUAAUCCCAGUAAAAAGAAUGAACAUUGUCAAUUGUGAAAGGAUGAACUAAAGUAGAAAAAUGUGUUCAUGGCAUCUGUACAGGGCCACUUGGCACCUUGGAUUUGGCAAUGAGACCAGAAAGUGCAAUGCUGGGCACUUCCUUAUUCUGGUUUAUUUCAUCCAUAACUGCAGUUUACUGGUGCCAUGCUGUGGGAGAAAGAGCAAGAAGUCAAAGUGAAAUACGAAUGGAACCUUUAAAUGUUUUUGCUUUGCCUAUUAUAUAUAAUCUGCAGAAUAUAUUGUGCUUUUUUUGUAACACUGUCUGUUGUCAUGACAAACACUGAAACAGCAUGUUUAAUGCCUAUACUUUGAUAUUAUCAAUGGGAAAACUGGCCUUUUCCACUAUAGUAUGAAAACAUUAUUUGUAAGGUAAAUUGCUAAUUUUAUAUUAUGUACAAUAAUUCUGCUCUUCAUAAGAUAGGGUUACUGUUAUGUACUAACACUGUUGAGAAAAAUGAUCUACGUGUCAUGUUUUGUGUGUUUAAUGAUUUUUUUAAAUCACAUUUCUAAUGUCUUAUUUAUACAUAAGUGAAACCUAAGUAAUAGAGAAUUCAAAAGCCAUUGUUUAAAAUACAUCCAGUAAUUGCCAUUCAAUUUCCAAUUAAAUUUACAUAAACUUUAGAAUUCAGUAAUUUUGCUACUAUUUUUGAAGUUUUGCACUGUACAUUUCAGAAUGCUAGCAGCACAAAGUGUCAGGAAAAAAUAUCUAUCAGAAAGUGGCUAAUUUUUAAUACUAAAAUGGCAUUUUUAAAUAUCCACUGUUAGCUCUGUCAUUAAAACAACACAUUCUUUAUACAUUGUAUUUGCUUUCAAUUAAUCACACACAACUUCAUAUAAGACCCAUUAAACAUCUUUGUUCUGAAAUAAUACAUUUUCAUUUUGUCUGGAAGUUUUCUUUGGAUUCAGUCAGGACAAAACCAAACCUAGUCAGUGGAGUGAUAUGUUUGGGGAAAUAAUUACCUUUAUCUGCAACAUAUGAAGUAAUUGAGAUCAGAACUUCACUUUUUUAUCCAUUUUGAAGAGCUUUAAAAGGCAGAGCAAUUCAAGGUUUUUUAUCUGAAGGUUACUUUAGCUGUGACUCUGCUGUUCUUUGUACUACAUGUACAGUAAAGAUUAAUGCUAUUUCAACAGAAAAUUAAAAAUACAAAGCAGUUGAUCACAAUCAUAAAAACUUGGAACUGCAAACUUCAUUUCUGAUCACAAAAGUUUGUUCCCUUGAUUAUUAUUAUAAUACAUAUAUUUUAACAUUGCUUAAUUAUGUUUUUGAACUCUAGUAGACAAUAGAGCCUUUUCCUAGUGAUUAUUCUCCCCAUGUAGGCAAAUCUAUGUUUUCAAAUUUUUGCAAGUAUAAUGAUGAUAGCAUAAAUUUUUAGGAAGAUUUUGCUUAUCAUGUGGUAAUUUGGACCACUUUGAUUCCUUAUUCUUUCACAGUUUGCUUUUCCUACAGGUUAUUUUGGAGGAGACAAUUACCCAAUAAAUAUCUAAUAUCAGCACCCUGUUCUCUGCUGUAAAAAGCCUGUUUAGAUGCUGUUUGUUUUUAUGUCCAUGAACUUGAGCUACUCAUGUGCAAUUAUGUGUAUGGGAAUGGAGUAGUCUUCAUGAUCUGUAUUUACAUCACCAUAUGGAUGUAUAUUUAUUAAUAAAGUCAAUACAUUAAAACCAAA